AAAACACAGUUCUCUUUCAACAAUCAAGAAAUUUUAAAAUAAAUUACAAGAAUUUUUUCUUUAAAAAAAAUAUUAUAUCCACAGCGAACACAUCAAAAUCAAGAAAUAUUUAAAUAUAACUAUUCUCUCAUUGUUCAUUUAUCCUUAAAUCAUUUCUCAUUUUCAGCUUUAUCCACUUCUAUUUUUAACCUCGUUAUAUUUAUCUAUAUGGAUUCUGAUUUCUGGAAUAAUCACAUCUCCACUGCAAAAAGGCAUUUUAAUUUACAGCAUCACAAUUCUCAAUUCGAUCGGCUGAGCAUCGAUGAUUUUGAGGUUGAAGAGGAGGCCCGGCCAGAUUUUCCGUGCCCGUACUGUUACGAGGACUUUGAUAUUGCCUCUCUGUGCUCUCAUAUUGAAGAUGAACACUCUUGCGAGUCGAAAGCUACUGUCUGUCCAAUUUGUUCCGUUAAAGUUGUCAGCGACUUGUUAAGUCAUAUCACGCUGCAACAUGGACACUUGCUCAAGGUACAGCGACGGCGUAGACUACGAAAAGUUGCAAUUCCGAGCAGUCAGGCACUCUCUCUACUAGGUAAAGAUCUUCGAGAAGCUCACUUGCAGGUGCUUCUUGCAGGUGCUUCUCGAUCAAGUAGUGCUACUUCAUCUGCUGCAGCCAUUGAUCCGUUCCUUUCUUCUCUUGGUUUGAACUUCCCCUCAUCCGAAGCAGAGGACAUUUCAAAAUCGGUUAUGUCCUGCAUUGACGACAGUACUACAAAAAAUGCGACAUCACAACAAAUAUGGAAGUUAAGUUUUGACCCUUCACUAAGUUCUGAGGAACGAGAAAAACGGAUAAGACGGGCUACUGGAAGAGCUUCUUUUGUUCAGGAUCUGUUUGCCUAUACAUUGUUAGCUGACUAAUGGCAGUAAGUUUUAAAGUGCAAAAUAAUAGUUAUUCAAGUAAAGUUCGGAUAAGGGGCAGUUUGUGGUUUUUUAAUGAUUCACGUUGUUUAACCUCAUUGGCUGGUUGUUGAUGCAGCAAAUGAUGUUAAAUACGGUAUCCACAUUCUCAAGUUCUCUCAAUCGUGGUGUAAAAGUGUGGUCUCUUCUUAAUGGUUUUCCUCCCUUUCACCCUUUGGGUGUCAAACUUGGAACCAUUUUCUUUAUCCAUUUUUCGUAUGUCGCUUUCAUAUUAUUUGGUGACAGAAAGGAUACAAGAAAUGAAGUGUUAGCUCAAAGUUGUUGAUGUUGUAGUUCUUCUUCCUUCU
This is a messenger RNA of Lycium barbarum (goji berry), 1241 nucleotides long. Its product is annotated as protein DEHYDRATION-INDUCED 19 homolog 4-like. NCBI's taxonomy places the organism in Eukaryota, Viridiplantae, Streptophyta, Magnoliopsida, Solanales, Solanaceae. The transcript is spliced from 5 exons. The record is from RefSeq and is a predicted model, not a curated record. The coding region runs from base 208 to 894 and encodes 228 amino acids.